AUGGCUGAACCGCCCGAGUCCGCAGACUCCAAGUCGCAAGCGACCAGUUCGAUGCAGGCACCCUCAGGCCAGAAGCCUCUCGACACAGCGGUCGAAGAGGAUUCAGAUCCAGACUUUGACGACCUCGACGAUGUUCUCGAUCAAUUCUCCGCCGCCACCUCCCAGCAACAACAGUCAAAAUCUCAGCCUCCAGAGCCCGCACCUUCGUCCUCCGGGCCCGGCAGACCGUUGACGGAGAAAUCGUCGGCCCUCCCACCAGACCUGCCAAUUCCCUCCGGUCCUCAUGCCUCGGAGACGGAAGACGAAUUCAUGGCCCGGCUGACGGCUGAAAUGUCCGAUGUCAUGUCCAAGAUGUCGCUCGACCCGGCGGCCAGCGCCGCCACACCAGAGGAAAUCUCAAAGAUGGGCCAGGAAUUGGAGGAAUUCACGCAGAAGAUGGAGGCCGAGGGAAUCAAGCCGGAGGAUCUCCUGAGGGCCAUCUUGGGGGAGGACGUCGGCGGGAAAGUCGGGGAUAUGGCACACGCGGAAGCGACGAGGAGGGAGAGCGACUCCAAGUCCAAAUCUAAGUCCAAAUCGCGAAGCCCCCAAGCCUCAAGAGAUACAGCCGCAAGCGCCCCCUCAGCAGCAGCACCAUCCUCAGCAGCAGCAGCAACACAACCCAGCACCGCCAAGCAACCGUCGACCUCGUUCGAGGACACGAUCCGCAAGACGAUGGCGCGGAUGGAAUCCUCCUCGGCGGCAGCGUCGUCGGCAACUGCCAAAACCUCGCAACAAAAGUCCGAAGAAGACAUGCUUGCCGAGAUGCUGCGGGCGCUCGAGGCCGAGUCCGGUUCGCAGUCGGACAGCGAACUAUCCAAGAUGUUCCUGGGGAUGAUGGAACAACUGACAAACAAGGACAUGCUGUACGAGCCCAUGAGGGAACUCUCCCAAAAGUUUCCCGAUUACCUCUCCACCCACCAGCCGCCCGCGCUGCCACAGUCCGAGCACGAGCGCUUCUCGCGCCAAGCCGCCAUUGUGAGGGAUAUUGUGGCCAAAUUCGAGGAACCGGGGUAUAGCGACGACGACCCGAAGUGCCGCGAGUUCAUCUGGGAGAAGAUGCAGGAGAUGCAGACGGAGGGGUCCCCACCUGACGAUUUGAUCGCUAAUCCACUGCCGGGCAUGAGCGGCUGGUUGGGAGGAGGAGGAGGCGAGGGCGCAGAAGGCCUGGACGAGAGUUGUCCGACGCAGUGA
Messenger RNA from Fonsecaea multimorphosa CBS 102226, 1230 nucleotides. RefSeq lists its product as uncharacterized. Bases 1 to 1230 code for a protein of 409 amino acids. Gene Ontology annotation, cellular component: peroxisome; peroxisomal membrane. Gene Ontology annotation, biological process: protein import into peroxisome membrane. The transcript is spliced from 2 exons. NCBI's taxonomy places the organism in Eukaryota, Fungi, Ascomycota, Eurotiomycetes, Chaetothyriales, Herpotrichiellaceae. The record is from RefSeq and is a predicted model, not a curated record.